Homarus americanus (American lobster) is the source of this 1749-nucleotide messenger RNA. RefSeq lists its product as uncharacterized. NCBI's taxonomy places the organism in Eukaryota, Metazoa, Arthropoda, Malacostraca, Decapoda, Nephropidae. The record is from RefSeq and is a predicted model, not a curated record. The transcript is spliced from 4 exons. Gene Ontology annotation, cellular component: plasma membrane. The coding region runs from base 1 to 1749 and encodes 582 amino acids.
AUGUAUCCGAGGAACCUGACGUGUUACUACCACAUCCGGCAGACGAGAGUGCCAGACGGGAAGGUGGCACUGAUCCGGGUCCGUCAGCGUAAUCCACACCUCAUCUAUAUCAAGGACCGCAAUGCCCCGCACUUGUCGAGGGAACGGAAACUCCAGGUGGGGUCCGCCUGUCACGUGCUGUACGACUACCUGGUGGCCUAUGAUGGCAACAGUACUGGAGCACCCAUCUUGGCCACUUGGUCCCAGUCUUCUCCUUCUUCCGCCUCACCGUUUGACUUCCCAUUCCAAGACUCUCCUCGUCGUCGAACAUUCGGCUUCGAGUUGGAUGUCGAGGUUGAGUUUGUUGACCGCGAGUCAACAGCUUAUAUCCGUGAAGGGUCGACUUGUGACUACAUGGUAAGUAGUCGUGGCCAGCGCAGCGGGUAUGUACAGUCACCUGUACACUCACUCUUACCUAACACUACCUGCACGUGGCGUCUCCUGGCUGGCAGCACAGAGGUGGUGUGGCUCUACUUCCUGCAUUAUCGCCACAUCCUGCAUCCAGAGAUGCCGACGCCCUCCCACUGCAACACACUCACUAUCACAGAAGGAGACAACCUAUUAGAACCGACAGAGUCCACCGUCACCAUGAUGGACAGUAUCGUGAACAAUACCAUGAACGUAACAGAGGAAAAUGUAACAUCUCUGUCAAUAAUGGGUGAAUUCUGUCGUCCAGACAGGUUGCCGAGGGUGUGUAGUGGCGUCCACGCUCCAGGACAACACACAGCGCCAUGUCUGCCAGGAGAAAGCUACAUCUCCAACUCUCCAGUUCUCACACUCUCCCUCAGGUAUGCAGCAGGCACAGCUCCAGCACAUGUGGAGUUCCUGGCUCACGUUUUCCUGUUUGGUCGUGGCGGCGUCCGAAAACUUCGCUGUGUCUACACCUUUGUGGCUGAGCCCGACGAGCGGAUAGUUCUGAGGAUCAUACGUUCGCGGAUGGGUUCCAGCUGUGGCACUCUGUUCAAACAUUCCUCCAGGCGAUACGAAUGUUCACACGAUGGUGCUGCAGACAAGCCAGCCAUCUGGAUGAGAGAGAGGCCGUGGGAAGGAGUGCCUCUCAUUCGUGCUUGUCUCUGUAACAUUUCUCACGAGCAGCCCUUCGUCCUCAUCUCCUAUACUAAUGAGAUCCAGAUCAUCUUCAGCAUCCCAGUCAUGACACCGUCAAGUGACUACAACGACUAUUUCCUGGAGGGGGAUUACUCCAUUGUUGACGCCACCUCCAUUUGCCCUGACCAAAACAACAACUACGCCCACGUAUUUAGCAGUGGCUGGCACGGCCCUAAUCAGACGAUGAUGGAGGAACUGGCUGCCACCGACCUCUGGAACACCUCCGUCAACAUGAACAUCGGCCAGAGUAACUACUACUACCACCAACAACAGCUGGAGUACCAGAAGAGAGGACGCCACCGCCAACGGAAGCAACAGCAAGAGUCACGUGACCUGGUGGUGGAGUAUGUCGGCAACUCCACCGGCAGAAUGAUCACCUGGAUAGGGGUGUGGAGACCCAUGCAAACGGCGCCACUCUCACCUGUGGGCGUGGAUCUCUGCCCUCACAGGUGCCCGGAAAUCCAAGCUUGUCUUCCAGCAGACCUGUGGUGUGACAGAACAUCCACUGCCCUCAGGUCUGGACGAGGGCGCGGGGGCGUGCGGUCUUUAGCCGCCCUUCCCUGGGUGUACCUCGCCGCUUCCAUAGUGCUCUUCAUAUCCUAG